Coregonus sp. 'balchen' is the source of this 1048-nucleotide messenger RNA. The record is from the annotation of a GenBank genome assembly. Lineage: Eukaryota; Metazoa; Chordata; Actinopteri; Salmoniformes; Salmonidae.
GUGUUGCCCUCUGACCCCCUACAAAGUCUUUAUGACUUGUGGCUGUCUUUGGUGGACCACCUGAACAUCAAGGCAUUCGUCAACCUCACCCUGGCAGACUCUGUACGACACGGAGCCCAGCACCUGCUCUUCAUCUCAUGCCUCGGUAAGUCCCAUCUGCUAGUCAGUCUAAUUCUACUCUUUUAAAAUGACACCCUAUUCCCUAUAUAGUGCACUACUUAUGGCCAGAAUAAAGAAUUUGAACUGUAUUUUUACUGCAUCUCCCUUAUUCCCCAAUGCCCACCUUUUUCUUUUUUGGAAUGAAUACUCAUGACAUAGGAAUAAGUUUAAGAUUAGUCGAUUCCCUCUUAUUUUCUGUAAUUGCGUCUUUUGUGAUUAACACUUCCUACCUACCCACUUCUAAUCAUCCAGGUGGAAUGAGACCAAACACUCUGGUUUCUAUGACUACUGUACCCCUGAGGACAAUUUCCUCCAAUCUUCCAUCCUCCUCUUGACAGGCAGCAGCCUGGCCAACCCAAGCUCCUCCAAGGACCCCAGGGAACAUCGCCAGGGCCCUCAGUUCCACUUCUCCUCACUACGAGGUGACAGCGAGCCCAAAGACUUCCGGCCGGAGGAAUAUGUCGUCGUCAUCGCAGACACCGUCAAGAUGCUGAAAAAUUAGACUUUAGUUCGUAACUUCUGCCACUUCGACUGGGAGGGAUCAGGGUUAAAGGUCACAGGGGCUGCUCGGGGGCCUUCUAUACGGUGGCCCCUGAAUCUCCUCCAUCUGGACAGUUGCGGCUACGUGGACACCUGCUCGCUCUUCCUGCUGCAGCUGGUGUGCGUACUGCACGAGUCUCAAGCCUGGCGCUGUACGAGGCUCCGCCUCUUCCUGUGCACAGAGCAUGGGAGGUGGAGCCUGCGGCAGGAAGCGAAGCUGCUUCUGAUGCUGACGGCGUUGAGGAUCUCGGCGGAGGGGCAGAUGGUGGCCUGGGACCAUGUGGUGACGCUACACUGGCAGAGACGGAAGAAUGGAGGGAACGAGAAGGGGACAGGAGGAGAGAAGGAA